AUGGUCGUUUCAGACAAUGGCCCGGCCUUUACUAGUGCAGAAUUUAAAGAUUUCAUGGAGAAAAAUGGAAUUAGACAUUUAACUACUGCCCCGUACCACGCUGCUUCAAAUGGCCUCGCAGAGCGUGCAGUCCAGACAAUAAAGCACGGACUAGCCAGACAGACAGAAGCGGACUUGGCCACCAAGUUGUCACGCUUUCUGUUCAGCUAUCGCAUAACACCAAACGACUCAACGGGUGCUUCGCCUGCAGAAUUGAUGUUCAAGCGGCAGUUGCGCACACGACUCGACCUGCUUAAUCCAUCAACGCAGGAUAGGGUCAUUGCAAAACAAACGAAGAUGAAAGAACGAUAUGAUGUGAGCACCCGACCACGAGUCGUCUCGCCCAACGAAAAUGUCUACACGCGACUGGAACACGAAACGAACUGGUGUCCAGCGGUAGUUCGAAAAAGCGAGGGUCAAAUAGUGGAAUUAGAGUUAGAAGGUGGGAGAAUUGUGCGUCGACAUCUGGACCAAGUUCGCAGCCGAACGGACACAGUAAGUGGAGAAUUCGGAGAGUUAGAACUGCCAGCAACCCUUGAUAGGGAUCCUGACAUCCCGAGGACUGAGCCCCUACUUCCUGCACAGGGCACUACGCCAUCCACCGAGGCUUAUGUUCCACCUCCUUCUACCCCGGCCAGCACUAGCUUAGGGGCAGAGGAGCCAGUGACUGCACAAAGCGGCGCAGAGGUAGAAAAUACCGCCCUGAGAAGAUCGACCCGAAACCGCAAACCUGUCCAACGCUUUCAGGACGAAUCUUAUUAG
This is a messenger RNA of Spirometra erinaceieuropaei, 801 nucleotides long. Lineage: Eukaryota; Metazoa; Platyhelminthes; Cestoda; Diphyllobothriidea; Diphyllobothriidae. The record is from the annotation of a GenBank genome assembly.